Molecule: messenger RNA, 2341 nt
Organism: Perkinsus marinus ATCC 50983
Lineage: Eukaryota; Perkinsozoa; Perkinsida; Perkinsidae
Product: protease m1 zinc metalloprotease, putative
Exons: 4
Coding region: 32-2341 (769 amino acids)
Biological process (GO): peptide catabolic process
Cellular component (GO): cytoplasm
Molecular function (GO): peptide binding; metalloaminopeptidase activity; zinc ion binding
Source: RefSeq, a predicted model, not a curated record
GACUGUCGAGUAUCUUAUGUCAUAGAGGCUCAUGGCGCGCAAGUUACCGUCCAUCGCAUCCCCCGCUGCACCAACUUGCUCUUCGCUGUGUACUGACCCGAUGCCAAGCGGCACUCUUCUUGCUCGGGCUGAGAAGCCUGGUGAGGGGUUCGCACCCAUAUCGUACGAUAUAUCGCUCAGCAAUUUUGACCGGGACAGAGGGGUGUUCUCCGGCGAAGUCCGCAUCCACUUGCACACAGUAGAUGUCCAGUGUGAUAUUAUUUCCCUGCAUGCUGUUGGAAUGACAAUCUCGGCCUUGAAAGUUGACGAUCGGGCAGCUCAGUAUGAGCUUUCUGAGGGAAUCCUCGCUAUUCAAGUUCCUGUAAAACGCCAAGCCCACGAGGUGUUCGUCGAGUACACAGGGAAACUGGCAAGGUGUGGUCCUCUGAAAAGCCGCCUCGAUGGCAGUACCAUAACUGUCGCCCCACGCGGAUUAUUCACGGCUGACUCUCAUGCUAAAGGUCACGUCAGCAGCCUCGACGUGAGCGACUUGGAAGCGCUUGCUGACAACAGUGACUUCCCAACUUCCGCGAAGGAGUUUUAUAUUGGUACGAGUUUGGAACCCCGACAUGCACGUCGGGUUUAUCCCUGCGUCGACGACCCACGCUUCAAGGCUUCCUUCACACUGAGGGUAGCUGAGAGGGACGUUGGUGAUAACUCGAUCACUUCUAUAAGUGCGGCCCGACGACUCGAAGGUUCGGUCGCGUUUAACACCCCGGGAGACCUUCGACUGCCAACCUACUCUGUAGGGCUCUUUAUUGGCCCUUUCUCUGAGUAUGUGGCGAGUGAUCGAGUGCGAAUAGCAUAUUUUUGUGAAGAAGACGGUUUCUCUGACACCGCGAACCACACACUUCUCGACAAACGACAGCGUCACAGUCGAGAUCGCCUUGAGCUCACACCAGCUGUGAGUGGACAUGCUGCCGCGUUUGCCUUAGAGCAGAUGAUGCUCUGGUUUGGUGAAGUAACGCCUUAUCCUUCCCCACCUAACCUGUUGCGUAUCGUGGCUCUACCUCAUCAUCGUGGUCUCGGCCUUGAAACUUUCGGUAGCAUCUCGGUGAAGGAUACCUAUUGCUUGUUGCCGAAGAUUGCCAAUGAGAUUCGUACUAUUGAAAAAGAGAAGAAGCAGUACCCGGAUGGUCAGGGAACACUUCUUGCUGCGAAAUUGAAGCAUCUGUCGGAGUUGCUUAGUCGUAGACGGCGCACCGCCCGGCUGAUGUGCCACGAGGUUUCCCAUAUGUGGUUUGGUGACAUGCUCACCCCGCGGAGUUUUCAACAACUCUGGCUCAAGGAGGGUAUGGCCAGACUGCUCGAAUUCAUCAUGUGCGAGUUGUUACCGACCUGGACGGAAGACGCUCGGAUCUCCACGAAGGAACUGCAUGUGCAUCCACUGGUGACCCUAGUAGGCAUCUUGUCAGGAUCUCAUCCGAUCGAGUGUCCAAAGGCGAGCACUAGUGGGACUGAUGACACCGAAGUGGUCUUUGAUACCAUCGCCUAUGGUAAGGGGGCAUGCGUGCUUCGGAUGCUCCGAAGCGCCGUUGGAGAAGAGGCCUUCAUCAAAGGUUUGCGGUCACUCUUGAAGAGCCAUGGGCAGUCCACCUACACUGAAGAGGAUCUGUGGCGUGCCAUGGGAGAUGCUUCCGGAUGGUCAGCUAGGGAGAUUGCUGAUUGGAUGAACACGUGGCUGCGAGAGCCGGGCUUGCCUGUGGUACAAUCGGCGGUAGAAGAACUAGGAAACGGCUACGCUUUGAAGCUGUGGCAGCUAGAGGAGCCUUGUGUGAUUUCCAAGCGACCGCCGUGGAUUACGGGGAUGGAAAAAGGAAGCGAGACUGAGUUCGAUGGUAGAUUCAGCCCAAGGCGGAUACCCCUGAAAUUGAAGAUAUGGUGGCUGAAACAUAAAUCCGUGGUUUAUGAAGACAACCUUCACUGUUGGCUGGAUUCGAAGCAUGUGCCUGGUAACCCGCUGGAGAUCAUCAUAGACCGCCCAGAUGCUUCUGACUGCGAGUUGGCAUUGCUCAUAAACCCCGAACUUGAGAGUUUUGUGCUUUGUCCGCCGCCAUCAUUCGAGACGCUACCACCAGUGGGUUGUCUCAGCCGAGUCCAACAGUGUGCUUUGCUGGCCUCCUUGGCGCUCGAUAUCAAGCGGCGUCGAGAGGCCUGUGUUGCAGGCGCGCAUGAUGUGGAAAAGGAGUGGUAUUGGAAGGCUCUAUGGACAGUAGCCGGCGCUUCUGAUGGUGGUAAACUCUCAGCAGCUGGUGCGUUCUAUACGGCUGUUGAAGCUGAGUGCGAGGUGAGCCUCACGUAA